GGAGUCGGUUUCCCCGAGAGAUAAAUUGUGUGUGGGGGUAUUAUUGGAAGAGCCGGCUACGAGUCUGUCCUUUCGCAUUUCCUGUGGGGCGACUGUUCACACUCGGAGCUCGGAGAAGAAAAAAACCGGUGAAAUAACCGAAGAAAAUAACGGGGAGUUUUUGAACAUGUCGGCUAACAAGGACAGCGACGGCGGUUGGAAGUCAUUUGUGUGGAAUUCCGAGAAAAGGGAGAUUCUGGGGCGAACAGGGAUCAGUUGGCUUAAAAUCUUCCUGUUCUACGUGAUCUUCUACGGAUGCUUGGCUGGGAUUUUCAUCGGGACCAUUGAGGCGCUGCUGCUCACUCUGAGCAGCUACACACCCACCUAUCAGGACCGAGUCGCCCCCCCAGGUCUUUCUCACACGCCCCGCUCGGAGAAAUCUGAAAUUGCUUACAAAUUAUCUGAUGCGGACUCUUACAAAAAGUACACCGACGCCAUGACGGAUUUCUUAAAAAAGUACGACGUGGCAGAACAGGCGGGGGGGAUGUUCGAGAAUUGUGGAGACAUUCCUAAGAACUACAUCGACCGCGGCAGUGUGGAUACCCUUUUGGAAAAGAGGAGUGCCUGCCGCUUCGAAAGGAGUCUGCUGGGCAGCUGCUCCGGGUUGACCGACACACACUACGGCUUCAAGGAUGGAAAACCGUGCCUCAUCGUGAAGCUCAACAGGAUCGUCAACUUCAAACCACGGGCUCCCACCGACAAUGAGUCCCUUCCCGAGGCUCUGCAGGGCAAAUUACAGCCCAACCUGAUCCCCAUUUACUGCAAGAACAAGAGAGAGGAAACUGAGGGCAAGAUCGAAGGGAUCAAGUACUACGGCAUUGGCGAAGGCUUCCCCCUCCAUUACUACCCGUACUAUGGCAAACUGCUGCACGAAAAUUACCUGCAGCCGCUGGUGGCCAUCCACUUCACCAACCUGACCCUGAACCAGGAGGUGCGCAUCGAGUGCAGAGUGUACGGCGCCAACAUCGACUACAGCGAGAAGGACCGCUAUCAGGGACGCUUUGACGUUAAGUUCGUGAUCUCCUCGUGACCUCAGCAGUGAACGAGCACUCUCAUUUUGAAAAAAAAAAACACCCAAUAAAAUGUAGAGCGAAUUAAAAGAGUUCAGAUAAAAAAAACACCACUAGUCUUUGAACAUUCAUAAUAUACAGGACCUACACUUAAUCUGUGUGCUUUACACUAGCUUUUUCCGUGUGUUUGUCGAGGGUUAGAAUGUAAAAUACAAGAGUAGCAAUAGCAAAUAUUUAUUCUACUGAACAUGAAAAUAUUCCUGGAGCCAUGGGAUGCGUUCGUGUAUUACUGUAAAACCACGAUUCCACUACUGACGUGUAGCGAGCUGUGUUCCUGUCCCCGUGUGUCAUCCUAACGUGGUUUCUAUAUAUUUUUGGAGUGUCACGUGCUGUAGUCCAGUCCUGUUGUAAUCUCUUCUGUCUUAUGUCAGCUUUAGUGGUCCAAGGUAUGUGUGUGUGUGUGCGUGUGUGUGCAGGUGUUACUUCAUGUGAGUGUGUGUUAAUGUGCUCUGACUAACUGAAAUACUAGCAUGGUACUCUGAACCUUACGGCCCGUGUGUGAGUAAAUGACUGCGCUCCAUGGAAACCUUUUUUUUGUGCGUGUUUCUUUAUCCACUGUGGAAGGAUACAUCUGUACACCUUUUUCUUUGUUGUUCACCUUAGCUGUAGGAUAUGGUUUGAGGACAUUUCUGUUUGAUACUUCUUAAUUCAUUAGAGUAGAGCUUUUGUGGGUCCAGCCUAGAAGACUGUCAGCUCCACGGAUACAGUGGCAACUCAGUGCUUUGAAAUCUGUUUUGCUGGAGACAUCACGUGACGUGGUGCAACUUACUAUUGAAUGUUUUUAGCCAUUUUCAUGGUGGAAGAAUUUUAUAUUUAUGCAGUUGUACAUUUUUUUCAAAGUGUAAAUGUAUGAAUCUAAUACCAAAGUCGCUGGUCAAAAAAAAAAAAGUUAGAGAAUAUCAGAGGCAAUGCAGUAUCCCGUUGUAAUAAGAUGUUUAGUUGGUGUGAAAAAUACUUAAUUCAAUGUUGAAGAUCACAAACACUUGUCAGGAGUCUGCUCUUGUCACUUUAUUUAAUCUGCAUAAGGCUGAAACAAUAAACAGAAAAAUGAGACAA
This is a messenger RNA of Eleginops maclovinus (Patagonian blennie), 2165 nucleotides long. It is a transcript of the gene atp1b1a, whose product is annotated as ATPase Na+/K+ transporting subunit beta 1a. Gene Ontology annotation, cellular component: sodium:potassium-exchanging ATPase complex. Bases 167 to 1069 code for a protein of 300 amino acids. The transcript is spliced from 6 exons. Gene Ontology annotation, molecular function: ATPase activator activity. The record is from RefSeq and is a predicted model, not a curated record. Gene Ontology annotation, biological process: intracellular potassium ion homeostasis; intracellular sodium ion homeostasis; potassium ion import across plasma membrane. NCBI's taxonomy places the organism in Eukaryota, Metazoa, Chordata, Actinopteri, Perciformes, Eleginopidae.